ACAGUUUGGCUUUAGUGCCCGGGAGUGUGAAGAUCAGGGAAGAUCAAACUACCUUACUGUAGGUUGACCCCUGAGCCUCCGUGUCUCCCCUUCAAGGAUACAGGUUACACAGUAGGGACACCAUCACAGUACUCCUGCCAACCUUGCCAAAGCCACAAUGUCACAAUUCUGUACAAUGCCAGCUGAGGAGAGGAAGAAGUGUGCAGCAGCUAUUUGCCAAGAGGUCCAUGGUACCGAUGGGGACACAAUGGAUCUCGGAAAGAAGCUCAGCACCCCUAAAGACAUUAUGCUGGAGGAGUUAUCGUUGCUUUCCAACAGAGGUUCCCGGCUUUUCAAAAUGCGCCAGAGGAGAUCCGAAAAAUACACAUUUGAAAGUAUCCAAAACGAGGCAAACGCACUGCUGAAUAAUGACAUUUCAACAGAGAAUACACACACUGUGGAAAUUAAAGUGGAUGCACCAGCUGAAGGAAGUACUGAAAAUCCAGCAGUCACUGUUACAGAAGUGACUACAGAGAAGGUAGAUGCCACACCUAUGCCAAAGUCCUACCACUCCCCGUGGGAUCAGGCAAUCCUCAGCAACCCUGACCUCGCCGAAACUCUGAAAGUGACAAUGUCAGCACCAGACCCACGACCAGACCUUCCUGAGUACAAAUGCUUUAACCGGGUUGCCACUCCUUUUGGUGGCUUUGAAAAAGCUCCCAAAGGCAUCACAUUCAAGCUCCCCGUGGUGGACCUGAACCCGCCCAGCUUCCCAGAGCUGCAGGAGCCGGGGAUGAAGCGACCCACCUUCAACAGGACAGCCCAGGGGUGGAUAUCUGAGGGCACCCAUCUGAUCCUACCCACUAUUACCUUGGAGCCCAUCAAAAUCCCAGAGUCUGACGACCUGUAGGUUGCUUACUGUAAUCUGGCAACAUGAUAUUGGCUGUAGUGUUCUGGCCCCCACCUCUGAUGACAGCAAAAUGGUCAUUUUGUAGCGCAGUUACAAUUCCUAACCAAUAUUUUGGGUUUUUCCCAUUCAACGGACACAAAAUGUUUCAUGCAUUUGAUGACUAGUGUGUUUCCACUGAUACUGAAAGCAAAACUGUAAAUUUUAUAAAUGUUUAGCUGAAUUGAUGAAAAUGUAAUGUAAAUAAAGAAUGCAAAGUAUUUAUUGAUGGCACCCAACUGGAACAUGCAGUAAGUUGUAUUUAGUGCAUAUAAGUGAGCAGUAUUUCAGUUAUAUCUACUUCAAAAAACUGCAUUACAGAAAAAUACACACAUAAAGUAUGAUGUUCUUGCUAUCCAUAUAUUAUCAUAAAAUCAAAUCUUAACCUAAUGGGUAACUUCAGUAUUUUGUACCCCUUUUUCCAAGUUUUUGUAUCUGAAUGACGAAUAGGAGCAAAAACUUUUGAAAUUCUUCCAGUAGUGAAAGUGGAAAAACAGGCUGCAAUGUAACCACAUGGGGCAAUUGUGCACCAUCAAUUUACGUCCACUGAAAGAGCUUGUUUUUGCCAUUGACAGGCUCAGACUGUUAUUCUAAGUGUCUAACCACAUCAUGGAAAGGAUCCCUACAGAAACAGACCUCCUUGUUAAAGAGUAAGAUCCAUUUUGUUUAACCAGGCACAGCCAUGAAAUCACCAAAUUCACCAGACUCCAUUUAAAGUCUACAGACACAAAAAAAACCUCACAAAAAACAUCUUGGUUCAUCUCUCCAUUGUUCCAAAAUCACCACCUCUAGUUUGGUUAAAAUAAACCUUUAAUUCGCUGGCUCUGUGCACUCUAAAAUUACUGUUUAUUUAAAGAGUCUGGUGGGUUGGUGAUGAAGAUUUUGGGGCUGUUUCUGAUUAAAUAAAAAGUAACUUUCUACUUUAACAAAAAGCUCAGCCUGUUUCGUGGGUGCAGCCCUCUCACUCAAUAUUGGACCAAUUUAAAAAAAUGUCGUCCCCAUUAGUCACUUAGACACAGAAACAUAAAACUGAGAGAGCUGGACUUUGAUCUGCAAUGGCAUGGAACUGGUCCUUUGACUUUAUAGGCAAAUACAUUUCAUAACACACAGAUCAAUACAAAAUGGAUAUAGCCACGCCUUGUUUGGAGUGGAAGAACACCGAAGAGUAGAUUAAAAUGUUUGUUCUGCAUCGUUUUUAGACACAUAUGCACUACAAAUGCUGACAACAGCAAUACUGUGUUAUUGUGUGAUAUUCUGGUGUUGAACUCACUGUGUUUCUGAAGAACUUGGCAGAAAACAGUCGCUCUGUGUGCCUUUACUUCCACAGUUUAAGUGUAUUGCCUCCUCAAACAUACUGUCUAUUGUCUCUCUAAUGACUAACUCAAAGGUACGCUAUGCAGGAUUGUUGGUUACCAUUUCUAAACACGCUCACCAGAGCAAAGUAAAAGUAAAAUCCAACUCCAGAUUCA
This is a messenger RNA of Epinephelus fuscoguttatus (brown-marbled grouper), 2394 nucleotides long. RefSeq names its product myozenin 2b (gene myoz2b). Gene Ontology annotation, cellular component: actin cytoskeleton; Z disc. Bases 158 to 889 code for a protein of 243 amino acids. The record is from RefSeq and is a predicted model, not a curated record. Gene Ontology annotation, molecular function: actin binding; telethonin binding; FATZ binding. NCBI's taxonomy places the organism in Eukaryota, Metazoa, Chordata, Actinopteri, Perciformes, Serranidae. The transcript has 6 exons.